This is a messenger RNA of Moesziomyces antarcticus, 3327 nucleotides long. RefSeq lists its product as uncharacterized. NCBI's taxonomy places the organism in Eukaryota, Fungi, Basidiomycota, Ustilaginomycetes, Ustilaginales, Ustilaginaceae. The transcript has a single exon. Gene Ontology annotation, molecular function: protein binding. The record is from RefSeq and is a predicted model, not a curated record. The coding region runs from base 1 to 3327 and encodes 1108 amino acids.
AUGGACUGGCUGGACGCCUUCGAUCCAGCCUCGGCCUCGAGCAGAGCGCGCAAUGCAUUGGCUCAGCAGCGUCCGGGCCCCUCUCGAGCAGCUCAGAGCGCAGCCCCCGCAACAUCAUCCUCCCAACAGCCAGUACCAGCUCACUAUGCUCGUCCACAACCCGGUCACGCUUCACAGCCACCUCGGCCAUCAUAUGGAGCAAGACCCCCGCAGAGAUUCUCGACAAGAACACCAGCUGCACCACCCUCAGCUGCGCUAAGGUCCGAAGAUGCGCAACCUAACGAAUACCAGAUUCGCUCAAAGCCGUGGGAGCUGGCCGCACCGCCUUCCAUAGGUGCCUCCAGGUCGAAGCCCAGCCAGCCAUUAGGACGGCCACCAAUCGCGCGGCCAGCAGCGUCAGGGUCAGGCCAGACCCAAUCAAAGAAAAGACCAGCGCCGAGUCAGCAACAAAACCGCCCCUCAAGAAGUCAGCGAAGGGCAAUGUAUCAGCAGUCUGCCAUGCAGCAGCAGCAUCAACAGGCUCCUGCUCCACGACCACCAACCUCGAGCCAGUCUUCGUCCAGCAAGUCGAAAAACAAGGCAAGCAUCUCUUCGCAUCCGAAGUCUGUCGGCAAAGCGCCAUCACAGUCUCAAAAUACCACUCCCAAAAGCAUCACCGUGCACGACGUCAACCCAGAGAUCCCGCUCUGGACAGAAGACGCAAAGUACCAAGCCGAGAAAAGCGUUGCCAUCGCCAACCUGCGCCGCAAUCCAGCAGACGAAGUCCGGCGCAUCCGCGAAGAGCUGGCUCCGUUAGCAGAGGAACAGCGCGAUCGAGCCCAUCGUGGUGUCGUAGACCGCUUUGCCAAGCCCCUUUCGCAAACCGCUGCCACUUGCCUCGCACUUUGCAACUACCCACAGCUUGCGCUUCGUCUGCUGCACAUCCGCGUCGAGCUGUACCGCUGCGCAGCCUUGCUCGUACCCUCCAACACCGCGCCACACAGACACGCCUCCGCACUCGUCAAGCACGUCCGAAACGCCUUCACUCAAAUGCUCGGGCUCUCUGCAAACGACAUCGUCUCGAGCAUUUUCUGCAGCAAGGAGCAGAUCCUUCGUCCCGAAGAUCCCAUCAUUGUCGACACGCUCGACCGCAUCCGCGAUACCGACGACGUUGGGCUAUAUGCCAUCGCGGUGCUCACCAAUCUCUUCAACAUCUUUGGCGGCCGCAUCGUCCACAUCGACUGGGACGACGUCGAUCGCUGGAAGCAGCAGCACAAGAUCAAAAGUCAAGGCGCACCACGUCCAGACGUCACUACCAGCGUCGAGCACAAAGCAGUGCCAGCGGCGGUACACGAUGCGAGCGUGCAGCGAGACCCAGCUGCUAGCAACGAGGUCCGUACUCCCUCAGCUCCUCCCUCCAAGCCCGUUCAGUCAGCGCAACCGGCAGUACAGGUUGCGGGCUCGCAGCGUCACACAGUUGCUGGGGACGAGGUGCAAACGCCACCAGUGCCCCCGACACAACCAGUUCAGCCAACGCAAAAAGGUUCGGAAGCGGCAUCGGAUGCGGUCGCGGUUGCAGACCCCGAGCCGCUCAAAAAUCAAUCGUCAGAGCCCGCUCAGCCCACAUCCACCGAAGCGGACGACGAUGUGCAAGCCCCGAGCAUUUCUCGCGACGACAUCCGCACACCCACACCGCCACCGUCCAUGCUUCCUCAACACGGCCCUUGCGGCAACAAGCGCACGCCCGAAGUGCAACCAGACCCGCGCUCUCGUUCUCGCUCUGCGAGCCCUCGCAAGUUCGGCCAGCUCAAAGGCGUCCUCAGCGCUAUCGACCUCAGUCCACGUCCCAGCUCACUAAAGCCACCCAUAAUAAAGACCGAGCAGACACGCGAUGACAUGCUCGAGGAGGCGCGGCAGGCUCAGGAGCUGGCGAUCUUGUUGGAAGCGAGAUAUCGAAAUCCCGAUGACAACGACGACAGCGACAGCGACGGCGACAGCGACGAUGACCAGCCACUCGCAAUGACCUCACGCGCGCCCGGCCAUGCUCCCGCUGCCACUCAAGCCGGCGGCACCGACUCGGACCCGGACGAAGAUGUCCCGCUGCAGGAUCUGCUGCGGCGCCAGUCGCCCUCUGCUACAACGGCGCUGGCUGCUCCCUCCUCCGCUGGUGCGGCGAAAGGUUCUGCGUCCAACGCGUUCCAGUCGGCCGUGUGGGGGCUUGACCAGGCGCGCGCGUUCUCGAGCACGCGCGGGCUGUCGAUCAAGCACUUUGUGCCGCUCGCGAGCACGGCGCUCGGCGCCCCGACGGGCGUGCGCAACCGUGCCUCUGCGUUCGACUCGGGCCUAGGUGUCACCGACCACGGGCGCAUCGCGACGUUCUCGGAAGCACCGAGCUGCGGCGACGACGCACCGAGCCGCGUGAUGGAGCUGCAGACGCGCGACGCCGACGCCAAGCUCAAGGCCGACAAGGCGUGGCCGAUCGACCGCGUGGAGGACGUGUGGCGGCUGACGUCCAAGGUGUGCGGGAUUGCGUCGUCGACGCGCAAGCUGCUCGGCAUGGGCAGGUACGACGAGUACCCGUGCCAGGUGAGUCUGGUCACCAUGGACGAGACCGGGCGUGCGCAUCGCACUUACCAUCUCGACGAGCGGCCGCAUGCGCACGGUGCCGCCGCCAUAUCGCAUUUCCCGCGCACCAACCCGAACGACGCCUCGUCCAUCGACUUUGCAACGGGCGGCAUCGACGGCAUCGUAAACCACUGGCACUGGCGCGCGCGAUCGACGUCGGCCGACACGCAGCGGCUGCACACGCUGCACGAUGCCAAGCCCGUCGUCGCACUGGAGCAUCUGUCGUCGCGCGCACACACGCUCGCAUCCGCCUCAAUCGGCACCGUGAUCGGCUUCGACCUGGGCGCGCUCACGCUCGGUUUCUCGUGGAAUACAAGCGACUGCAUUGUGCAUCUGCAGCGCACACCGGAUGCCAAGCUCAUGCUCGGCGUGCUGGCGCGGCGCGACUACGACCAGUUCCGCAUGUUCGACAUCACCGGCGCCAACGGGCCCAUCUCACGCCCCGUCAUCUCGUUUGGCUGGCUCAACGAUGCCGAGGGCAAGCUGCCGCUCGGACGCGGCGCGUUCCAUCCGAGCCGCAGGGCGAUCUUUGCUCACGGCGCAGAGGACGGUCAUGUGCGCGUGUGGGAUCUGCGCAACGCCAGAGACCCGCUCGUCGACGUGCGCGUCUCGGACGAGCCCAUCGUCCAGGCCUUUUGGGCCAAUUCGGACCAACAGGAUGCCGACGUGCUGUAUGCCGCCACCCCACGCGGCGUGCGCACCAUCGCCUGGCGCAACGUCUGA